AUGGCGCUCGCGGCAGAAAAUGCCUUCCUCGAAGUCGACGACGGCUUCAACGACGCCGACUCCACCUUCUCCAGUCAGUCGAGCACGUCGACGUCGGUCACGUCCAGCGUCUUGAACUACAAGUAUGAGAACGGCCGGCGCUACCACGCCUUCCGCGAGGGCGCCUACUUCGCCCCCAACGACGACAAGGAGCAGGACCGCAUGGACCUCUUCCACCACAUCUCGGCCCUGAUCCUCGGCGGCAAGCUCUUCUGCGCCCCCGUCACCGCCCCCAAGAAGGUGCUCGACUUCGGCACCGGCACCGGCAUCUGGGCCAUGGACCUGGCCGACCAGUUCCCCGCCUGCGAGGUCGUCGGCUCCGACCUCAGCCCCAUCCAGCCGUCGUGGGUCCCGCCCAACUGCCGCUUCCUCGUCGACGACGUCGAGGCCGACUGGGCCGACGGCGAGACGUACGACUUCGUCCACGGCCGCACCAUGGCCGGCUCCGUCCAGGACUGGCCCCGCCUUUUCGCCCAGGCUUUCCGCAGCAUCAAUCCCGGCGGCUGGAUCGAGCUGCAGGAGUUUGAGAUCCAGUACGGCUGCGACGACGAGUCGUAUCCUGCCAAGGCGCCGACGGUGGCGCUUUACAUCGAGAAGCUGAACGAGGCGGCCGAGUCGUUUGGGAAACCCAUGGAUGUGGCGCGGGAUAUGAAGCAGUGGAUGAUCGAUGCCGGAUUCACCAACGUGCAGGAUGACGUAUACAAAGUCCCGAUGGCUCCCUGGGCAAAGGACAGGAAGCUCAAGGAGAUCGGCAAGUAUGCGCUGAUUCACGUGCUCGAGGCCAUUGAGGCGUACAGCUUGGCGCUCUUCACCAGGGUGCUGAAGUACACGCCUGAGGAAGUCCAGGUGAUGAUGGGCAAGAUCAGGAAGGAGUUCAAGGAUCCCGAGGUCCACGUCUACUGGAUCUACCACGUCACCUACGGCCAAAAGCCCGAGUCCUCGUGA
Diplodia corticola is the source of this 984-nucleotide messenger RNA. RefSeq names its product methyltransferase. The transcript is spliced from 4 exons. Lineage: Eukaryota; Fungi; Ascomycota; Dothideomycetes; Botryosphaeriales; Botryosphaeriaceae. The coding region runs from base 1 to 984 and encodes 327 amino acids. The record is from RefSeq and is a predicted model, not a curated record. Gene Ontology annotation, molecular function: methyltransferase activity.